This is a messenger RNA of Trichomycterus rosablanca, 1279 nucleotides long. Its product is annotated as C-mannosyltransferase dpy-19 homolog. The coding region runs from base 25 to 978 and encodes 317 amino acids. Gene Ontology annotation, cellular component: nuclear inner membrane. Lineage: Eukaryota; Metazoa; Chordata; Actinopteri; Siluriformes; Trichomycteridae. Gene Ontology annotation, molecular function: mannosyltransferase activity. The transcript is spliced from 7 exons. The record is from RefSeq and is a predicted model, not a curated record.
GCAACUGUAUAUGCGUGCAUCUUUAUGAAUCUGUCCCUUUUUUUAAGCGCGUCCAAUCGCCCCGUCGCGUCGCGCUUCCUCUCCACCGACGCCGAUCCCCGCUCCGAUCGAGGAGAACGAAGGGCGUCCGAUCUCCCCGUCGCGUCAAGUUUCCCCUCCACCGACGCCGAUCCCCGCUCCCAUCGAGGAGAACGAAGGGCGUCCACCCGCCCCGUCGCGUCAAGUUCCCUCUCCACCGACGCCGAUCCCCGCUCCGAUGGAGGAGAACGACCCACGCCCCCUCGUUUUGACUCGGACUCUGUCGGUAUCUGGUUUAUUUGGAUCCGUGGUUUAGAUCGAUCAAAGUCAGCGUCGUCAUUCCAGACGUGGACGAUGUCACUACACGGCUUCACCCGCGGUGUCAGACGGCGCGACGAGAUGUCUCCCCCGAGCGAAGGACGGGGAACACGGACGAGCGUGGCGUCCGAACGCGAGGAGACGGACCUCCGGAGCUCCGACACCCCCAGGCGUGCAGUGUUCGCGGGCAGCAUGCAGCUGCUGGCGGGGAUAAAGCUGUGCACGGGCAGAGCGCUCACCAAUCACCCGCACUACGAGGACCGGGCACUGCGCGAGAGGACCAGGCAGGUGUACCAGAUUUACGCUCGGCAGUCCGCCCAGGAGGUGCACAGGCUGUUGCGCUCCGUAGGAGCCGACUACGUGGCGUUAGAGGACAGCAUCUGUCACGAGCGUCGCCACAGCCGCGGCUGCAGACUCAGGGACCUGCUCGACCUGGCCAACGGACACGUCAUGGACGGGCCCGGGGAGAACGAGCCGGAUCUGACGCCGUCCCCUCACCCUCGCUUCUGCCAGGCGGUGAAGAGCGGCGAAGCUCCGUACUCCGGCCUCUUCACCCGCGUCUUUCGCAACAAGACCUUCGACGUGUACAAGCUGAAUAAAGCCAAGAAGAAGAAGAACGGCGGGACGGACGGAGGUGCGUAGACGGCGGCCCGGGAGGACGGCGAGUCGGCGGAGGCGGUGGGACCGCGUCGCGCGCGUCUCGCGACGGAGAGGCGACCGCCCCGACCCGGACGGGCGGACGGCGGGCCGACGGGGCGGCGGACGAGACCCCCGUCGAACCGCGCCACGCGAAGCGGCGAGAGGUCACGUUUGAAGGAGCGCGCGAAGAGUGUUUUUUCAUCCUUUCGGUUUGUUUUUCGGUGUCGUUUGUUCUCUCUCUUGUACGUCGGUCGUUUACGUGCGUUAAGUUCGGUGUGUUAAUAAAGUGUCUCCUGUAACACUC